AUGCCCCAAGACAUGGAGGAUAACGGGGCAGACGUCUCAGAUCCUGUAUCCGAGAACGAAGAAGACUCGGAGACUCUGCUGAAAGACGAAGACGAGAGAAUGGCCGACCCAAUGGCGGCCAAUGGUUCUUACGACGAUAAGAAGAAGUAUGAUCCUAAAGAUCCUUUGAGGCCACGGCGGAAGAAAGCAAGGAGAGCAUGCUUUGCUUGCCAGAGGGCACACCUGACUUGUGGAGACGAAAGGCCGUGUAAGCGGUGCAUCAAGCGUGGUCUUGCCGAUGCUUGCCAGGAUGGUGUGCGCAAAAAGGCCAAAUACCUGCACGAUGCCCCCCCAGAGGCUCUUCGACCCGUCCUCGGCCCAAAUUUCAGUCCUCCCCCUUCUGCAAAGGCCAACGGACAGCGCCAUGAUUCUAUUCACUCCGACAACAACGUUCUUGGGACGGCCCCUGGCGACGGCUUCCUAUCGCAGGGCAACGCCGCGUUCCCUGUCUAUCCAAGCGUCAGUCAGCCGCCGGUGGCCAUACCUGAAGCCAUCCACCUCAAUCCUCAGGCAUCGCCCAUCUCGCCAUCCUUCCACAGUGCCUCUGCAGCAGGCCAGGCCCAUAUGGGUAGCAUGCUCCAAGGAAACACCAUGGACUUUAACGCGCUGUUCGACCCCAGUAACCCUGCGCUCUACAACUUUGAUCUCGAAGGCCUAAAUUUCGGCAGUCAAUAUGCUGGAUGGGAGUUUGGCAUUCUGAACAAGAUGGGCCUUGGUGCCGAGACACCCCCAAGAGAAAAUUCAAUAUCACAAACUCCAAAGACUGAGGCGGGUUAUGCAGCCAUGUUUGGCAACGGCAGCGGCUCGUAUGACGCCGCCAUGAUGGGUGAAUAUGCCGGCAUGGAUCUUGGCGGCUCGAAUAUAUACACCCAGGGCAACCUUCAGCAUGGCCUCCCUCACGCAUUUGCCAUUGCUGCCGGGCCCAAUAGCUUGGCCAGCCCCAGCACCGACGCAACUGCCAGCCCGCAGGCCAUAAUGGAUGGUUCUCCAAACCCGGCGGCAACGGGAUUCCCUGGCUUGCCAAACAUGGCUGGGGCCCCGCGUCUCAAGCCGAAGCAGGACAAGAUGGUGCAGUCGAUUCUCGGCAAGAGGCAGCGGGACUCUGCAUCCAUCUACGCAAGUGUCAAGGAACCCUAUCCUUAUGUCGCCGGAUUCCACAACAUGAUAUCUGUCCUACGUAACCGACUGCCUCUGAGCAAGCUGUGGAAGAUUGCCCAGUCGCUGGGAGAAAUCCGACCCUCGUUCAUUUCCUGUACCAAGGAUUUGACGCGCGAAGAUCUCAUUUUUAUGGAGAAGUGCUUUCAGCGGACACUUGUUGAGUUUGACGACUUUUUGCAGCAUUGCUGCGCGCCGACCAUUGUAUGUCGACGCUCCGGAGAGGUGGCAGCCGUGAACAAGGAGUUUGCGGCGUUGACAGGAUGGCCCAAGGAGGUGCUCCUGGGCAAGGCGCCUAACCGCAACAUAUAUACCCGAUCCUCAGACGAGAGCACAGAUGAUGGCGACAGCCUAGCAUCGUCUGGCCAAGUGACGCCCGCUGCCAAGAACCAGCCGAUGCAUGCCAAUAACAACACCAAUAACGUCAACGCACGGCCGCAGCCUGUCUUCUUGGGCGAGCUACUGGAUGACGACAGUCUUGUCGAAUUCUAUCGCGACUUUGCCCAGCUGGCGUUUGAAGACAGCCGAGGCAAGGUGCAGCGUAGCGGCCGGCUGAUGAAGUAUCGCACGCAGGAGAUGCUGGAUGCAAAGGAGAUGCUGGGGCCUCAGAGACAUCCUAGGACAGGCAUCCUGAGCAAUCGUGUCACUAUGAUUGACAGUGAGCACGGCAUUUCCCGCAUCGAAAAGGAUGGCAAAGUGGAUUGUACAUACUGCUGGACGAUUAAGCGGGACGUGUUUGACAUUCCCAUGAUGAUCAUUAUCAAUUUCUUGCCCCGAUAUCACCCCAACCAGGAGCCACAUCAGCUCGCUGUAUGAUGCCACGGGUCGCCCUGAUGGGCACACACUCUAUACGUUAACCUUUUAUGCAUAUAAGGUGUUGGCUUUGCUGUUACAUUCUUGCUUUUCUUUUCAACGUUUUGCCGUGGACUGGGUGAGGUAAUGCAUGAUACGUCUUUACCCCUAAAACAAAAAAUCGGUGGGCUAUGGGCUAGAUUUAGGACUACUUUCUUGUUUCUAUUGUCGUUCAUGGAAAGCACGAGACAAUUCGUGACGGGUAUGAUUUCUGGUUUGGAUAUUUGCUUUUUUUUGCUAUGACACGAAACUUCUAAUGACGAGAGGGGAUUACUUGGAUGAUACCCGCGUGCGCAAACACACACACAUACACACAAAACACACAACGCAUACCUACACACAUUCUCACAACACGUACAUCUAGUAUAUAGGUGUGACUGGCCAAGCGGAGGAUUGUCUAUUUUGGCCGGUAUGAUGCUAUUGGUUAUGUUUUUUUUUCUAUUAUCCAAGAAUAUUUUCGGUGCUUCUCUCUCUCUCUUUCUCCAGAUUUGACCUGUCUAUAGUGAUGCCAUCCAAAACUUGUAUCCUCUCCCUCCCAUCUUGUGUAAUAAAGUAGCCAUCUUUGUCCUUG
Messenger RNA from Trichoderma virens Gv29-8, 2617 nucleotides. RefSeq lists its product as uncharacterized. The coding region runs from base 1 to 2010 and encodes 669 amino acids. The transcript is spliced from 3 exons. Gene Ontology annotation, cellular component: nucleus. Gene Ontology annotation, molecular function: zinc ion binding; RNA polymerase II transcription regulatory region sequence-specific DNA binding; DNA-binding transcription factor activity, RNA polymerase II-specific. Gene Ontology annotation, biological process: regulation of DNA-templated transcription; cellular response to starvation. The record is from RefSeq and is a predicted model, not a curated record. NCBI's taxonomy places the organism in Eukaryota, Fungi, Ascomycota, Sordariomycetes, Hypocreales, Hypocreaceae.